GCUUUUGCAGUGUAUGGAUGCGCCACGCUAAUUGAGCUUUGGCAACGCGAAUAUUUUAAGGUUGUAUUUUUUUAUCUCGUCUGGAAUUGCGUGCUGUGUUAUUGUGGACUGUGCUAAAAUACCAAAAGACAUUGUUUGAUUGUGCCUGCGACUGCAUUAUUUCGGAGAUGGUGAUCCUUACCAGCCGCGCUGACAUGUCAGAAGGGCAACCCACACCUGAAUGGGACAUCAACGACGCCGUCGUACCGAGGGUGACAAGUUUCGAUACAUUUAGCGAAUGGUGUGACGGUCACGUGAGAAGAGUCUACCCGCCGGCCUGCGAGGAAGCACGCAGGCACGCUUCAGGCUGGGCCAUGAGGAACACCAAUAACCACAAUGUGCACAUCCUGAAGAAAAGCUGCCUAGGAGUACUGGUGUGCUCGGCCAGAUGCCGAUUGCCGGACGGAUCGAGAGUGCACCUACGACCCGCCAUUUGUGACAAGGCCCGAAAGAAACAGCAAGGCAAGCCUUGUCCCAACCGAAUGUGCAACGGCGGUCGUCUAGAAGUCCAACCAUGCCGCGGCCACUGCGGCUACCCAGUCACACAUUUCUGGCGGCAUACGGAACAUGCGAUAUUUUUCCAAGCAAAAGGAGCUCACGACCAUCCUAGACCAGAAGCUAAGGGCGCCAGCGAAGUGCGAAGAACGCUGGGAGCUGGCAGACGAGUGAGAGGAUUGGCGUUGCUGCUAGCGAGAGAGGCGGCGAUAGCGGAUAAAAUAUUAACCGUGAAGCCGGAUAAACAGAUGUCGCAGAAUAUAUGCACGCCUCAUCAAAAACAACCCCCGCCGCUCAUACCAGACAAUCAGAGAGGUCUUACAUGCACCUGCGGGCCAUUCGAGUGCUCAUGUCGGUGGCGUACAGAGCACCCUACAGAAGCGUACGCGGCGCCUGCGUGGUCCCCCGUAGAAGCCCAAGGUUAUGGGGCGUACGCCCCUCCCGCGUCCUCCGUUCCCAAUCUACCCCCUCAACAACACUACGACCCCGCCACGCUGCCAGCCGACGACAUUUUCCACCCCGAAGAAAUAUUCCAACUAGACCAACCAAUUCGCUUAGAUUUCCCAAUCGAAGAAACCACAUUAGAAUCGCCACCCACAUUCGCAGACCUCAACGACAACUCCAGACCCGAGGAAGCCUAUUGGCUGGAUUGGCAAAGGGCGGCUGGCGGAUCAGAAUCCAGCGAAACUCCGUCCCCUGAACUGUUCGGCAACGGUUACCAACAAGCGGACGCUUACUGCGAACAGCAGACCUAUCCACCCCAAAUGUACUACCCUGAAGAAGCACAUCAGUAUUACCCUGUAGAAAACACUAGAACGUCCCCCGUAAUGCAGAUGCAAGAACAGAGGUACUACAGAUACGGGCAGGACUGUGGGCAAAAUAGUAUGGACAUGCAAAGUUGGAAUUAUACGGACUGCGCUUUCCCAUCUAAUGAUGUUUCUGAGUGCAAACAAUACUACGAUGCGCAACACCAUCAAACUAUGAAUGCGUUCAGUGAGCUUUUAUAAUAAACAAAACAAGUAGUGAAAUAACCAUGUAAAUAUUAUAAAUAUUGUAAAUAACUUAUAUUUUAAUCCGUUUUGUUAUCUUAUAUCGGAUUAUACUCCUGAAAUAUAUCUAUAUUAGGUAUAUUGCAGAACAUCUUUUGGUUCCUAUUUCGGAUAAUAAUAGCACCCUGUAAUAGUUUUUAAGUAUUUCUAAUUCGAUCUGUGAGAAAAUAAAACAACCAUUUGUACAAAAUCGUCUAUUUAUU
Molecule: messenger RNA, 1786 nt
Organism: Chilo suppressalis (striped riceborer)
Lineage: Eukaryota; Metazoa; Arthropoda; Insecta; Lepidoptera; Crambidae
Source: the annotation of a GenBank genome assembly